UACCAAAAAACCCGGAAAUGUGCCGACUGUUUACGUAAAGACGACUUCCGCUUUAAAGUGUGACGACUUCCGAUGGGACCCACGUUUUUACCUCUUUCGCACUAAAAACCCUCAUUGACCGCUUAACAAGACGACUUUAUAUCCGAAAAAUGAGACCGCUAACAGACGAGGAGACAAAAAUUAUGUUUGAGAAGCUGUCAAAGUACAUUGGGGAAAACAUUAAACUUCUAGUGGACAGGCCUGAUGGCACCUAUUGCUUCAGGCUACACCAAGACCGCGUUUACUACAUGAGUGAGAAAAUUCUCAAAUUGGCAACAAACUUUUCCAGAGAUAAACUUAUUUCAGUGGGAACGUGCUUUGGGAAGUUCUCAAAGACCAAGAAGUUCCGCCUGCACAUCACAGCCCUGGAUUUCCUGGCUCCCUAUGCAAAGUUCAAGGUGUGGGUGAAACCUGGAGCAGAACAGUCUUUCUUGUAUGGGAACCAUGUGCUGAAAUCUGGCCUUGGCAGAAUUACUGAAAACACGAUGCAGUAUCAAGGAGUCGUGGUUUACUCCAUGGCUGAUGUACCUUUGGGUUUUGGAGUAGCAGCCAAGUCCACACAGGAGUGUCGGAGAGUAGACCCCAUGUCCAUUGUGGUGUUCCACCAGGCUGAUGUGGGAGAGUUCAUUAGGAAUGAGGACACGCUGACAUAAAGAUACAACAGCUGGAUGGACAGUUUUUCUUUUGUCUUUCAAAAAUGCAUGUCCAGUCUAGCCAGCGUUCACAGCUGCUUGUUCUGCCCAUGUGACUUUCACUGUGACGCUGCUAGAUGAGAGUCAACAUCUGGACCAUGUUUUUCUGCAGAGCCAGAAUGGAAAUAUAAAUUUCUAUUUACUUUCAUUUUGCAAAUCUGUAAUAUGUGGAUUAUUUCACAGAUCACCUUACAUUUUUUUCUAUUAAAUCAUCCAAUCAAAGGGA
Messenger RNA from Girardinichthys multiradiatus, 957 nucleotides. RefSeq names its product NIP7 nucleolar pre-rRNA processing protein (gene nip7). Gene Ontology annotation, cellular component: preribosome, large subunit precursor; nucleus; nucleolus. Lineage: Eukaryota; Metazoa; Chordata; Actinopteri; Cyprinodontiformes; Goodeidae. The transcript is spliced from 5 exons. Gene Ontology annotation, biological process: ribosomal large subunit biogenesis; ribosome assembly. Bases 150 to 692 code for a protein of 180 amino acids. The record is from RefSeq and is a predicted model, not a curated record. Gene Ontology annotation, molecular function: RNA binding.